Molecule: messenger RNA, 1076 nt
Organism: Ilex paraguariensis (yerba mate)
Lineage: Eukaryota; Viridiplantae; Streptophyta; Magnoliopsida; Aquifoliales; Aquifoliaceae
Source: the annotation of a GenBank genome assembly
AAUUAAAGGAUCAACCAAAAAUCCCCUCAAAUCUUCUCUCUCUCUCUCUCUCAUAUCUACAUAUACAUCAAUAUAUUUCUCAUAAUCUCUCUCCAUAUAGUUAUAUCACACACUAUCUCUCUUUCUACUCCUUUUCCCCUCUGUUACAUUCAUCGAUCCAGUGGCAAACCAGAAGAAACAAUCAUCAAUUCUUUAUCUACAUUGAUAAUUAGUAUGGGUUUGAAAUCUUUCUUCAAUCGCAAGAAGAAACAACGAACCCCAAUCACAGAUUCAUGCGACCCAACAGCACCCACAACAUCUAGAUCAUCGUCUCUCAAAUCACGUGCCCAGAUCGAGGAAGAGCUGGAGCAAGUCUUCAAGAAAUUCGACGUCAAUGGCGACGGAAAGAUCUCCUGCGCUGAGCUCGGUUCCAUAUUGGCCAGUCUCGGCUACCCUGCCACCGAAGAAGAGCUCCGGAGCCUCAUCAAAGAGGUCGACGCCGACGGCGAUGGAUUCAUCGAUUUGCAAGAGUUCAUCGCCAUGAACACCAAAGGUAUCGAGUCCGACGAGGUGAUGGAGUGUUUGAAAGACGCUUUCGCGGUGUUUGACGUCGAUAAGAAUGGGAUGAUAUCGCCGGAGGAGUUGCAGAGCGUUUUGGUAAGCCUCGGGGAAGAAUGCUCGAUGCCGGAGUGCGAGAAGAUGAUCAGUGGGGUGGAUUGUAAUGGUGAUGGGUUGAUCAGUUUCGAGGAGUUUAAGGUUAUGAUGAUGAGGGGCUUGCGUUUUGAUGCAGUUGAAUCACAAUGACAAAUGGUGAAGAUUGACUGAUUACAUUGUUUUUCGUUACUAAUUUUACUCUUUUGGGCUUUGAUGUACAAGGAAUAAUUUUAGUUUGAAUUUGGAAGUUUUGUAGAUGGUUUUCUAGAAUUUGAUUGCGAAUGCAGAGAUUUAGAUAUGAUAAGACAUCUGAUUUCAUAUGAUAAGUAAUUUGGUUUGUCAGUGUCUGAAUAAUCAGUGGACUAUGUUUACCCAUUGUGGAUCUUCAAAAUUUGGAUAUUGUAUGGCUGCUAUUAUUUCUCAUUUUACUGAGCAAAAGAGGA